This is a messenger RNA of Marasmius oreades (fairy-ring Marasmius), 1313 nucleotides long. RefSeq lists its product as uncharacterized. The record is from RefSeq and is a predicted model, not a curated record. The transcript is spliced from 2 exons. The coding region runs from base 91 to 711 and encodes 206 amino acids. NCBI's taxonomy places the organism in Eukaryota, Fungi, Basidiomycota, Agaricomycetes, Agaricales, Marasmiaceae.
CUGCACGUUUUCUCUCGUGGUCAACCAUGGCAUGACAUGAUUAGCAGCCCUAGUCUUUGAGGAUUUCUUCUGCCCUCAAGGCUGCGAAGAAUGUCAUUGAGCCUUUCUACAAGAACGUAUACGGUCAUACGUAGUAAGGAAGAUAAUUCUUCUAUAUCUUUGACAUUGGCAGCACCUAUUAUUCAUGCCGAAAAUCUCUAUCUUCAAACUUGGGGUUCAAGUUUUGUCCUCGCUAAUCUACUUCAUAAACUCGAAGAUCAACUUCCGUUCACCAAACCCCGGACAAAGACAGAAGAUGAUCCGGAAAACACCUCGACGAUAACGAUCGAUGUCCUCGAAUUAGGUGCAGGAACUGGUCUGGUCGGUCUCAGCGCCGCAUCUAUUCUCCGAUCCAGCCUUGGUCGGAAUGGGGCGGUCGUUCUGACGGAUCUUCCAACCAUCGUUCCUAGUCUAGUGGAUAACAUAAAACUGAACGAGGAGCUCGUUGGAGGAGGAACUGUACUCUGCGGGUCGUUAGAUUGGAAUACUCCGAAUCAACUCGUUUUGUUUACCCGAACGGGGGACGGGGAAGACGGAAAUAGUCUGACUACGCUCACACCCGAAAAUAAAGCUCUUCUCAUAGUGGCGGCGGAUACGAUGUACACGGAGGAUCAUCCUCGGCUACUCUCACGAACGAUAUUCACUUGGUGUGUACUUGACAUUUAUCCUUGAUUGCAUUCUGAAUCUGAUGGAACGCUACGAGGCUUGGCAACGUUCCCGAAGCCCGAGCUGUGAUUUGUUAUCCCAUGCGUAUAGCUUACCUUGACGCUAUUAGAGAAUUCUGGGAGAUCAUGGAGACUGGAGGGCUGGUUUGUGUUAAGGAGGGAAGGGAAGAGCUUGGCGAGGGGAUGGUGGGGAAAGAGAAGGAAGAAUGGGAUGAUGAGAGGCUCCAUGAAUGGUGUAUCUGGAGGUGGAAAUGAGCAUAAGACACGGGGCCAUGCCCUCAUCUGAGAACUGCCAGCGCCCAGAAGCCGCCUUCAAGUUUACGUUUACUUCACAGGAUUGAUAUAUUUAUCAAGAUAGCAGGAACCCAUCGGAUGCACGAUUCAGAGGUGUCGCUACUCGUCGCCGACCUUCGGUCGGUUCCUCAUAGGCUCUGCGCAAGCUUUAUUAUUAGGAUGACUCGGGUACGUUUGUUUCAUCAACGCUUCACCAUCAGUUAUUAGCGCCCCAUACAAACCCCAAUCGGAAUGUGUCCACCGAAAACAGCGAUAUCCUGGAUCCAUGUAUAACCAUGGAGGUGAUAACUCGGAUUUGAGUCGCAAAGUGCGCGA